AUGCCGAGCUCCUGCAAAGAGAUAAGAGACGCGUUGGCGCAAUGCCUCCAGGAAUCCGAAUGCGUCAUGGUCCAGCGACAUACGGCUGCUGAAUGUCUUCGCGAGCCCCUUGCCAGCGAGCUACCGACCAAGUGCAAACAACUGAAGAAGGGCUUCGGCGACUGCCGGCGGGGCAUGAUCGAUAUGCGCAAGCGAUUCAGGGGCAACCAGCCCAUCACCUUCAAGAGUCUGUCCACCACCGACUCGGGAGACGGCUACCAAUUGUACGCCGGCAAGUCUGCCUUCGGCGGCACUGUCAAGAAGACCGACGGAAACGAGCCCGAGCCGCAGGACUGGAGAGAAAUCGAGAACGAAAAGUACAGGCAGGAACAACAGGCAAAGGGCAAGUAA
Messenger RNA from Truncatella angustata, 390 nucleotides. Its product is annotated as cytochrome c oxidase assembly protein PET191-domain-containing protein. Gene Ontology annotation, cellular component: mitochondrion. Bases 1 to 390 code for a protein of 129 amino acids. The transcript is spliced from 2 exons. Gene Ontology annotation, biological process: mitochondrial respiratory chain complex IV assembly. The record is from RefSeq and is a predicted model, not a curated record. Lineage: Eukaryota; Fungi; Ascomycota; Sordariomycetes; Amphisphaeriales; Sporocadaceae.